CGGCCUAACUAGGAAGGUAAAUUAUUUUUCUCCCCUCAGUUUCUGCAUCUCUCUUUCUCUCCCUCUCUCUCUCUAAAUAAUUAAGGCACGUAACGUAUGAUCUUCAAUUCAAACACAAAACCCUAAUUCUAAACUAAACAGAAUCAGUUCAAUGGAUGAUACAGAUGGUGGUCUCAGCUUCGAUUUUGAAGGAGGUUUAGACUCCUCCGGGCCCACGAACCCCACCGCCUCCAUCCCCGCUAUUCCUUCCGACAAUACCGCCGCCGUCGCCGCCGCUACCAACAAUUCUAUCGUCCCUAAUGUCUCUUCCAAUGACCCAGCCUCAGCAGCAGCUGCCGCUGCAAACAAUCAGGCAGGGCGGCGGAGCUUCAGACAGACAGUCUGCCGGCAUUGGCUCCGUAGUCUUUGCAUGAAGGGUGAUGCUUGUGGAUUCUUACAUCAGUAUGAUAAAUCGCGAAUGCCAGUUUGCCGCUUUUUUAGGCUUUAUGGGGAGUGCAGAGAGCAGGAUUGCGUCUAUAAGCAUACUAAUGAGGAUAUCAAAGAGUGUAAUAUGUACAAACUAGGGUUUUGUCCGAACGGUCCUGAUUGCCGGUAUAGGCAUGCUAAGUUACCUGGACCUCCACCUCCUGUGGAAGAAGUCCUUCAGAAGAUUCAGCAACUAAAUUCUUACAAUUAUGGAUCCUCAAAUAAAUUUUUCCAACAGAGGGGCGCUGGUUUUCAGCAACAUGCAGAUAAAUCUCAGUUCUCGCAAGGUCCCAACAAUAUGGGUCAAGGAAUGGCAGCAAAACCCCCUGGAACAGAAUCAGCUAAUGUGCAGCAGCCUCAGCAGCAGCAACCGCAACCGGGACAAGGACAGCAGUCUCAACAACAAGCCACUCAGACCCCGACACAAAAUCUUCCAAAUGGACAGCCCAAUCAGGCUAACAGAACUGCAAUUCCUUUGCCUCAAGGAAUAUCUAGGUAUUUUAUCGUUAAAAGUUGCAAUCGUGAAAAUCUGGAAUUAUCUGUCCAACAAGGAGUUUGGGCGACUCAAAGGAGCAAUGAAGCUAAACUGAAUGAAGCUUUUGACUCUGCUGAAAAUGUGAUUUUAAUUUUUUCAGUCAAUCGAACUCGACAUUUCCAGGGAUGUGCAAAGAUGACAUCCAAAAUUGGUGCUUCUGUUGGUGGUGGAAAUUGGAAAUAUGCACAUGGAACUGCACAUUAUGGACGGAAUUUUUCUGUCAAAUGGUUGAAGUUAUGUGAAUUGUCAUUCCACAAAACUCGCCACUUGAGGAACCCAUACAAUGAGAACUUACCAGUGAAGAUCAGUAGAGACUGUCAAGAGCUAGAGCCCUCAGUUGGCGGGCAGUUAGCUUGCUUACUUUACGAUGAGCCAGACAGUGAACUCAUGGCAAUCUCGCUUGCAGCCGAAGCAAAAAGAGAGGAGGAAAAAGCAAAGGGAGUUAAUCCAGAAAAUGGAGGUGAUAACCCAGACAUUGUGCCAUUUGAAGACAAUGAAGAAGAGGAAGAGGAAGAGAGCGAGGAGGAGGAAGAGAGCUUUGGCCAAGCCCUUGGAGCACCAGGUCAAGGGCGAGGGAGAGGCAGAGGCAUCAUAUGGCCUCACAUGCCACUGGCCCGUGGUGCUAGACCCAUCCCUGGGAUGCGAGGAUUUCCCCCCAUGAUGAUGGGUGCUGACAGCUUUUCUUAUGGACCGGUGACUCCUGAUGGCUUUGGAAUGCCUGAUCUUUUUGGCGUGGCACCUCGCGGAUUUACCCCAUAUGCCCCUAGGUUUUCUGGUGAUUUUACAGGUGCAGCAUCUGGUAUGAUGUUUCCUGGGCGACCUCCCCAACCUGGGGGUGUGUUUCCAAAUGGUGGAUUUGGGAUGAUGAUGGGUCCGGGGCGGGCCCCUUUUAUGGGUGGAAUGGGCCCCAACUCUACAAAUCCACUUCGAGGGAAUUGGCCAGGUGGUAUGCCAUUUCCGCCACUUCCUACACCAUCCCCACAAAGACCUGUUAAGCGAGAUCAAAGGAUGACAGCCAACGAUCGAUAUAGUACAGGUUCCGAUCAAGGCAGGAAUACAGCUGGGGAACCAGAUGAUGAGGCACGGUAUCAACAAGAAGGAUUAAAGGCUUCCCAUGAAGAUCAAUUUGGUGCAGGAAACAGCUUUAGAAAUGAUGAGAGUGAAAGUGAAGAUGAGGCACCAAGGAGAUCAAGGCAUGGGGAAGGGAAGAAGAAGAGACGAGGCUCGGAAGGCGAUGCAACUCCGGGCUCUGAUCACUAACAGUACUACUUGUUCAGAAGGAUAACUAAUUUGCUAGGCCUGCUUAUAGGGACAUUACUCAUUCUCCACCACCAUUCUUUUUAGCUUUCUUAUGGAUGUGAUUAAACUAUACAUUUCCCAAAACCUGGAAUAUUAAUUCUAAAUUUUGGAAAGAAAAAAGGUGUGGAGAGUCAAAACUUCUGAAAUUGUUCCGCUCCUCCAUUCUUUUCUUAAGGUUAACAUGUUCAAACAUGUUGCCAAAAUUGUGUACAUGUGUAUCUUCUAGCUGGUGCUUUACUGAUUUCUGAAGGACACAAGACAUUUUUUAUGAAAGGUUUUAAGGGUAGACAAAUAGAUGAGCAAAUAGUUAUUUCAUUUAA
This is a messenger RNA of Ricinus communis (castor bean), 2619 nucleotides long. Its product is annotated as 30-kDa cleavage and polyadenylation specificity factor 30. The record is from RefSeq and is a predicted model, not a curated record. The coding region runs from base 152 to 2260 and encodes 702 amino acids. Gene Ontology annotation, biological process: regulation of mRNA splicing, via spliceosome; mRNA splicing, via spliceosome. Gene Ontology annotation, cellular component: nucleoplasm. The transcript has 7 exons. Gene Ontology annotation, molecular function: metal ion binding; N6-methyladenosine-containing RNA reader activity; mRNA binding. Lineage: Eukaryota; Viridiplantae; Streptophyta; Magnoliopsida; Malpighiales; Euphorbiaceae.